Molecule: messenger RNA, 1521 nt
Organism: Nerophis lumbriciformis (worm pipefish)
Lineage: Eukaryota; Metazoa; Chordata; Actinopteri; Syngnathiformes; Syngnathidae
Source: RefSeq, a predicted model, not a curated record
AUGGAAGAAAGCUGUAGAGAGAGUCACACCGAUGCGGACCAGGCUACUCCUCUCGAGAGCGACUCCAGCAGGCAGACCGCCAGCAUAGUGCAAGGUCAUGGCCCCAGGUUGUCGAAGAUAAAUCUGUUCAGCUUGCUGAGUUUGUGGUUGGAGCUGUUCCCCCAGGGGCAACCAGAAGAUGAUGAUAAUCAGAUUCGCAAUGUGGGUCUCGUGGUAGUGCGGGACAGUAAGGUAGUGGGCCUCCACUACAGUGGACACGAGCUUCAUGCAGGCCAGGCAGCCAUCAUCCAGCAUGCUGCCCGCCUGGCCGAAUGUCAGCUGUACUUCUCUAGGCGACCGUGCGCAACAUGUCUGAAGAUGAUUAUUAACGCCGGGGUGACUGAGAUUUCCUUCUGGCCCGGAGACCCUGAGGUCAGCAUGCUAAGGUCCGGCCCCCAUGCUCCCGUUGGCAACAUCUCUGAGGAAGCCGCACUGGACGCGGUGGCUACAGAGAAGCUGAAGUCCAACAGCCGCGCGCAUAUCUGCUUGCUGCUGCAACCCCUGGCUCCAGGCAUGGUGCAGUUUGUGGGCGAGACGUCCAGAGAGUGCGAUUUCAUGGUGACGCAGACGGACGAUGAGCUGGACACGGAGGAGCUCUACUACAGGGAACAGGAGAACCACUUGGAAGAUUUCUCCAGACGGUUCCUGAUUGCGGACUCUCAUCAGCAUCAAAUGCUUUUGACUCAAAUGCAUCUGGAAAACUUCUGCGUGGAGCCCUACUUUUCCAACCUUCGACACAACAUGAGGGAGUUGGUGAAAGUCCUGGCUGCUGUGGUGGCUGGGGUGCCACAGCAUCACUGUGGAUUUCACCGGGAACCCUCGGGCCCAAAUACAUUACUCCCCAGCUCGGCGCCUCCCCCUCAUCAUGAGGGAGUGUCGCAAGAAUUCGCCCGCCAUUGCAUCAUCCAAGCCAGGCUACUUGCCUACAGAACAGAGGACCCGAAAGUGGGCGUUGGCGCCGUUAUUUGGACCAUUAGACAGUCUGCUGGCCUUAAUGGACCCCGUCAUCUGUCCCUGGUGGGUUGUGGCUAUAAUGCUUACCCCGCUGGCUCACAGUACGCAGAAUACCCACUCAUGGACGAUAAACAGGAGGACAGAAAGCGACGCAAGUAUAGAUACAUUGUCCAUGCUGAGCAGAACGCACUCACCUUCAGAACUCGCGAUGUCAACCCAGAGGAAGCUGCCAUGCUGUUUGUGACGAAAUGCCCAUGCGAUGAGUGCGUCCCUCUAAUUAGAGGUGCCGGCAUCACCCACAUCUUUACUACCGACCAGGACCGGGACAGGAAUAAAGGCGACAUUUCCUACCUCCGAUUCAGCAACUUGAAGGACAUCCAAAAAUUUAUUUGGCAAAGGGACCCUGUAGCGUCUUUAAAUAUCACCAAUGGGCAUUCUAGUAAACGCGUCAUAACGGAGCCGCAGGAGACGCACAACAUUAAGAAGCGUCGUGACAGUAGAUCGAACAACUUGUCACCCACCAUCUGA